Messenger RNA from Penicillium taxi, 804 nucleotides. RefSeq lists its product as uncharacterized. The coding region runs from base 1 to 804 and encodes 267 amino acids. The record is from RefSeq and is a predicted model, not a curated record. The transcript has a single exon. NCBI's taxonomy places the organism in Eukaryota, Fungi, Ascomycota, Eurotiomycetes, Eurotiales, Aspergillaceae.
AUGAAGCCUCCUUAUAUUCGUUCUGGCCGAGACAGCGAAAAGGCCCGCGGACAAGCUCGAGUGUUAGCAUGGCCGACUGGGAAGAAGCGCUCACAGUCUUACAAUCUGGUUGUCUGUGCAGCAGAUAAGAUCAAAGACUCGUGGAUUUUCUCCGACUUUAUGGGACUUUGCAUGUCGUUGAUGGAGCAAAACGUUAAAGGUGACUUUUUGUCUUGUUUUCCUGUCAGGUCAUACUUCGCAGUAGAGUCUUACGACACAAUCAAAUUCGGCACCUUUGGGGCAAGUCGCACCGAAUACGUUCACAAGUAUUCAAGAGAACAAUUUGAGCGAGGUCAGAUUUGGUGGAGGGAUGUGAAAGCUUCCGAGGUUCUGGGUAAGAUCCAGCGCUGGAUAAACCACAACCAGAAUUUGUCGCAGAGUGGAGAUGUGGUGAACAUUUUCUUUGGGGGACAUGGUGAUCAAAAGCUUGGAUUUGCUUGCGGCAAUGGCUUUUUACACCAGGCAGUUCUAGGCCAAAUGUUGGCGCAUUAUCGGCCCGGCGUUCAGGUCAAUUUUGUCCCAAACUUUUGUUUCUCUGGUUUAUUCGUUGAGGCCCUGAGAUCAAACGACAUUGCGAAUUGUCAUGCGGUGGCAUCUUGUAGCCCCAUGGAGCUUAGUUGGUCCCAGAGUCGAAGUGCGAGCGGUCGAUACCGGAGUGUCAGAUUUGCCAAAGCCUUCCUACAAUCUCUCUCCCAUAUCCCGAAACCCCCUGACAGUGUUCCAAGUUGGACUAUUCAUGAACACGAAUCUUUCCUUCUCCAGUAA